AUGUGUGUUGCGCCAUGGUGGUGUAGAAAUACAGUUAAUGCGAUUGUUGGUAAACACUUGCAGCCAUCGAGUCGCCCGUGGAGCCGUUUGCAAUGCGCCGUCAGAGGAGGCUUUCCAUCGACGUACGGUGUCUUCCAGGAGUACUACACCAGCAAUGACUUCGCUGGAUCUAGCAACCUUGCCAUUGUGGGUGCCUGUGCGAUGGAUAUCAGGUACAUGGACAUCACUGUCUGGUUCAUGGUCCUCAAGUGCUACCCGCGCCUUCGUCCAUGGGCAACACCAGUCGGUCUCGUUGUCAUUGUCUCUCAUCUCAUCCUUACCCAAGGAAUCAUCUACACACUUGGUGGUGGACUAGCCUGGACACCUAUCCUGUUCCACACCGAGGAAUGGUGGGCUCGACGACGAGGCUUUGCUUACGGAAUAACUAUGGCCGGCCUUGGUCUGUCCGGUGCAAUCCUACCAGUCAUCCUGGAAUGGCUUCUUCAAAGUUGUGGCUUCUGUACCAUGCUGCGAAUCUGCGCACUUAGCUUUGUCGUUUUGAACUUUCCAAUCCUCCUCCUCUUCAAGCCGCGACUGCCGCAGUCGCAUGUCAACUUACCGUUCAAGUUUGACAUGUCAUUCUGGACUCACUCGAAAUUCCUGACCCUACAGUCGUGCAACAUCGUGCAGGGCAUUGGCUACUUCCUGCCCGCGAUCUACCUGCCUACUUUCGCCAGAUCACUCGGCGCCAGCACGAUCGAGAGUACUGUAACGAUCAUCCCUUUGAACGCAGCAGCAUCCGUAGGAUCUCUGACCGUGGGCGUGGCGGUCGAAAAGUACGAUGUCGUGAACUGUCUUCUUGUAGCGGCAAUAGGUUCAGCUACUGGUAUCUUCAUCCUGUGGGGCUUUUCUACAUCACGGGCACCACUCUAUAUUUUCAGCAUCGUUUACGGUGCAUUCCCCGGCUGCCAGGCGAGCAGUUGGAGCGGGAUCAUUCGGGAUACGAAAGACAAGCACAUCAGUGCUGACUCUGGCAUGAUUUUCGCCUUCUUGUCUGCAGGCAAGGGCGUAGGCAACCUCGCUUCUGGUCCUCUCUCUGAAGCUCUCCUUCAUGCAGAGAACUUCAGAGUUGGCUUUGCAUACGGCAGCGGCUAUGGCGCACUCAUUGCUUUCACUGGCGCAACUGCUCUGCUUAGCAGAUGGAGUUACAGAGUGAAAUGCUUGUCCUGUUUCCUCUGA
This is a messenger RNA of Macroventuria anomochaeta, 1218 nucleotides long. RefSeq names its product MFS general substrate transporter. Gene Ontology annotation, molecular function: transmembrane transporter activity. The record is from RefSeq and is a predicted model, not a curated record. The coding region runs from base 1 to 1218 and encodes 405 amino acids. Gene Ontology annotation, biological process: transmembrane transport. The transcript is spliced from 3 exons. Lineage: Eukaryota; Fungi; Ascomycota; Dothideomycetes; Pleosporales; Didymellaceae. Gene Ontology annotation, cellular component: fungal-type vacuole membrane.